Molecule: messenger RNA, 852 nt
Organism: Exserohilum turcica Et28A
Lineage: Eukaryota; Fungi; Ascomycota; Dothideomycetes; Pleosporales; Pleosporaceae
Exons: 3
Coding region: 1-852 (283 amino acids)
Source: RefSeq, a predicted model, not a curated record
AUGCCCCGCUUCCUCCAGCCUAAAAAGUCGACACAGCACCGUGUAGCAGCAAUUGCUCUUUACCGAGCCUUGCUUUCGCGAUGUUCUUCUGCUCCGCUCCCCGAUGACGACCGCGUCUCGCUCCGCAACGCAAUUCGCAACAAGUUCCGCCGGAACAGGAAGAUACAGAGCCCCUACCAGCUGGGUUUGAGCUUCAAAGCUGGAUACGAGACACUUGACCAUCUCGAUGCUUCUGCUACAGGCGAUGUCGACAGCACCCGCACGCUGACGCACCUGGUAUCCCAACUUCCGCGCGCUCUGGUCCGCGCGCCUCCGAUAAGGAAAUCCCGAGAUGCGGCGCCCAAGCAGCCCAACGAACGGCUCGCCUGUCUCCCUCCAGAAAAGGCCGUCCUCAACGUGCGUCCGUACGCGAAGACGUCCGGACCGCGCCACGUCCCGAUCAUGGCUUCGGCCAACGGCAUCCCCUUUCUGCGCCUUACGAAGCCCCAGCCCCCCGCACUGAGCCGCGUGCUGCGCCAGCGCCUGGAGCGCAAGAUCGUGCUCUUCGACACCAAGGUCUUGCUCAGCAAUUGGUGGCUGCCCAUGUGCAAGCAGGAAGACGAGUGGGACAUGCUGAUCAACGCACAAUUGAAAGAGCCCGAGGAGGACACGGUCAGGUGGACGGAUGCGAUUCGCCUUUCAGAGCGCGAAAACCAGGAGGCAUAUGAGAAGGACUUGAGGAAGGAUAGAGAGACUACGAAGAAAAUGCAGACGAUUGUCGACUUGGAGACGGAACUGGCGCUGCAGGAGGGACAGACGAUUAUCCGGGGGAGAAAGAAGAGUCCUAUACAAGUAAUCAAGCCAAAGCCGUAG